GUGUUCUUCCGGUCUACCUAACCUAGCUAACUAGCUUCAGUAGCAUUGGUAGCAACUUGAGAGCCGCAUACAAGCCUUGUCAAAAUUAGUUGCAGCACAACACUGUCCUGGCGUUUCUUUUGGUCAACGAGGCGUUUGAAGGGCUGUGCGCACACUCUUCUCUAAAAGCGAAGUACUGGACUGUAAAACUGGGGUGUCCCAUCUCCUUUGAGUAAGCCCUGCUAGCAUCCACCCACUGGUCUCUAGAGGGGGCCCCAUCUGAGCAAGGGUCCCAACUGUAGCUCCAGGUCUCCUCUGUCUGUGUUAGUUCGGGCUUGUGUUGAGUCCUCUGGAGACUCUCAGCUUGUCCAGCUAAGAUGUCCUCCAUCCUGCCAUUCACCCCUCCCGUGGUGAAGAGGCUGCUGGGCUGGAAGAAGUCAUCCAGUGGCCAGGGCGGAGCGGGUGGUGGUGAGCAGAAUAGCCAAGAGGAGAAAUGGUGCGAGAAGGCUGUGAAGAGCUUAGUGAAGAAGUUAAAGAGGACGGGCCAGCUAGAUGAGCUGGAGAAAGCUAUCACAACACAGAACUGCAACACCAAGUGUGUCACCAUCCCCAGCAAUUGCUCUGAAAUAUGGGGACUGAGUACACCAAAUACGAUAGAAACGUGGGAUACAUCAGGCCUAUACAGCUACCCUGACCAAACCAGAUCCCUGGAUGGCCGCUUGCAGGUCUCCCACAGGAAGGGGCUUCCCCAUGUUAUCUAUUGCCGCUUGUGGCGAUGGCCGGACCUUCACAGCCACCAUGAGAUGCGUGCCAUCGAGGCCUGUGAGUAUGCCUUCCACCUCAAGAAGGACGAGGUCUGCAUCAACCCCUACCACUACCAGAGGGUGGAGACCCCAGUGCUGCCUCCUGUUCUUGUGCCAAGACACUCAGAAAUUUUGCCAGAGCUGCCACCUCUGGAUGACUACACUCAUUCCAUACCCGAGAACACAAACUUUCCAGCAGGUAUUGAACCUCCGAACAACUAUAUACCAGAGACGCCACCACCUGGCUAUAUCAGUGAGGAUGGAGAGGCCAGUGAUCAACAGAUGAAUCAAAGUAUGGACACAGGUUCUCCUGCCGAGUUGUCCCCCGGCACGCUGUCUCCUGUCAAUCACAGCAUGGACUUGCAGCCGGUGACUUACUCGGAGCCGGCCUUCUGGUGCUCUAUAGCAUACUACGAGCUGAACCAGCGUGUUGGCGAGACGUUCCAUGCAUCUCAGCCCUCGCUGACUGUGGACGGAUUCACAGAUCCAUCGAACUCUGAGCGUUUCUGCCUGGGGCUGCUGUCUAAUGUCAACAGGAACGCCACUGUGGAGAUGACCCGGAGACACAUAGGAAGAGGAGUUCGACUCUACUACAUUGGAGGGGAGGUAUUUGCUGAGUGCUUGAGUGAUAGCGCCAUCUUUGUCCAGAGUCCAAACUGCAAUCAGCGGUAUGGCUGGCAUCCAGCAACAGUGUGUAAAAUUCCUCCAGGCUGUAAUCUAAAAAUCUUCAACAACCAGGAAUUUGCAGCCCUGCUGGCUCAGUCAGUCAACCAGGGCUUUGAGGCUGUUUACCAGCUCACCAGGAUGUGCACCAUCCGCAUGAGCUUUGUUAAAGGCUGGGGAGCCGAGUACAGGCGGCAAACUGUCACUAGCACUCCAUGCUGGAUAGAGCUGCAUUUGAACGGCCCCCUGCAGUGGCUGGACAAGGUUCUAACCCAGAUGGGUUCCCCAUCUGCACGUUGCUCCAGUAUGUCCUAAACAGCUAAGGAAACACCCAAAAAAACUCAGCCCAUUACAAAGAUCAUUAAAUUUUAAACUUGUGAGUCCUCUCAUGAAAAAAAUGGAAUCCCAACAUAAAGUAUUUUCUGUAACAUACUUCAUAGUAUUUGUGGCCCAGUUCCACAUCCCUCAAUAAACUUUACACACACACACAGAGAAGAACAAAUGCACCCACACUGUCACAAACACACAACACACACUUUUCAGUAAAAAAAAAAACAUUGGCACUUUGUUACCCAUCUAUGUCAUGCACCUUGUUAAAUUGCUUUUCCCCAAAUCCUUAAUAUUAGAUCUAUUUGUGGUACAAAUGAAAUGUAUAUUGGUUUUUAGUCCAGGAAGUAUGGGAAAUACCAAAAAUAUAUGUGAAUAGUUUCUCAGUAUUGAAGAUUGCUUGUAUGAGUAACAGGAGCUUGAAUGCUAAAAUGAUUUUCGUUCCAGCCCCCCCCCCCAAACCAUUGUUCUGAACCUAAGUUUACUUUUCUCCGGCAAAUUUGGCCCCAUCUUUUGUGAAGGGGAGGAGGCUUGGUGAAGAAACGAUGGCCUUGCUGGUCGUUCUCCUAUGAAGGAAAACGCCACAAUGUGUUUUGUGAAAUUUGGAUUGAAUUGAUGUUGCCACAAUGGCCCUUUCUUGUAACUCCCGACGUGUGUCUUUAUAAGACAUACCUCUUAAUGGACAAAUAGGAAUGUUAGUUAAAAAAACAAACCCCUAAACAAACUGCAAACUCAGUCUGGCUGUAGUUUAUUUCCUUGUAAUUAAGAGGGACUCUAUGCGUCCUUUUACUUAGUUGACGUAAAUCCUCAUUCUAAAGCCUGCUAUGGAAGCUUAAGAGAUGUUGGCCAGGCUUUGCAGGGAGCACUGGGCAGGGACCAGAGAAUAUUAGCUGUUAUGUAAAAGGUUUUUCUUUUUCUUUUUGACACAACACUGGGAGUCCUGGAGGUCUCCAAGGUGAAACAUUAAACGUCUCACCAGGAGAGAAAUUGAAGGUAUCAAUAAAUUCAUUCUGUUUUUAGCCUAUA
Pleuronectes platessa (European plaice) is the source of this 2798-nucleotide messenger RNA. Its product is annotated as mothers against decapentaplegic homolog 2. The record is from RefSeq and is a predicted model, not a curated record. Gene Ontology annotation, biological process: SMAD protein signal transduction; cell differentiation; anatomical structure morphogenesis. Gene Ontology annotation, cellular component: heteromeric SMAD protein complex. Bases 357 to 1760 code for a protein of 467 amino acids. Lineage: Eukaryota; Metazoa; Chordata; Actinopteri; Pleuronectiformes; Pleuronectidae. Gene Ontology annotation, molecular function: I-SMAD binding; DNA-binding transcription factor activity, RNA polymerase II-specific; RNA polymerase II cis-regulatory region sequence-specific DNA binding. The transcript has 11 exons.